AUGAAGACUCGCGCGUUCCUCCUACCCGUAGCAUAUGCCAUAACUUCGAGCCCGGGAGUCAUCUCUCACCCAACUGAACCUCAUCAUAGCAGUGCUGUACAGCUCAUAGUACCAAAGGAUGACUCUGGUGCCUCUAUUGCUCACAGCCCGUCCUUCUCCUCCUUCUCCUUCGAGCCAGCAUAUUGGGUAGAGUUCUUCGGCAACAGCACGAGCCCCAAUCCGUUGGCUUUCCGGCUCUUGGACCUCAUUCAUCAGCAUGGCGGACGUCCUAUCAUCAGGCCCGGUGGUAUUACAAUGGAUAGCAUGAUCUUUGAUCCAAAGGCCGGCGAAUCUGUCCGAGAGACAAGCAAAGCUGGCGGAGUCUACAGGACGACUGUCGGUCCAGCCUACUACGAAAGCUGGUCGAACUUUCCAAAUGGCACGAAAUUCGUGUCUACCCUCAACUUUGGCAAUAGCAGUCUGGACAUUGCACGAGACAUGGCUCUGGCAUCAGUCAUGUAUCAGAAUGACCUGGUGGAGUAUUUUGAGCUAGGGAACGAGCCAACGAACUACCCGAAAGCUCGAUGGAACGAUAGCACUGCGGCUUAUGUCCAGCAAUGGAAGAGCUGGACUGCUACCAUCGACACAGCCGUCAAUCAGGAGGUGGCGAAAGCCGGUGAAGCUGCUUUCCCAGGUGAGCGGUGGUGGGCAUCUUCGGCUACCACGGACGAGUCUGGUCUCAAUGUACGUCCGGCGGACAUCAUCCCAGCCGGCAUAGACUCUGCUCACCAAGUUGCGGAGUACUCCAUCCAUUCCUAUCCGUUCUCGACUUGUGAUCCUGCUCGGGCUGCGUUGGCCACGACAAGCAAUAUUCUCAACCAUACUGGCUUGGCAGUAUACGCAGACAAUGAGAUCUACCCUUCCGCCAAAGCAGCUCUUGACUCUGGAAGCAAGUGGGUCAUCGGCGAAUUCAAUUCGAUAUCGUGCUCCGGCAACCCAAACGUGACCGAUACCUUUGCCCAAGCUCUGUGGGUGAUUGAUAGCGAGCUGAUAUACGCCACCAGAAACGCAAGCUCCUGCAACCUGCACCAAGGUGCUGCGCUCGUAUUCCAGAGCAGCGACCAGGUUAAUUCAGCAGCCAGUGAUGGAUCACCUGGCUACUCCACGUACGACAUGUUUUACCCGACCAACACCUCGCUUCGUGGACCGGCUAGAGUUUUGCCCAGCUUCGCAGGCCAGCUUUUUCUGGCAGAGGCGUUUGCGACGAAUGGAAGUCGGGUGACUUCUCUCGCCGCACCAGCAGGUGUUGACGCAGAUCGCUUCGCCGCGUAUGCUUUCUACGACAAUGCUACGGUCAGCAAGAUAGCCAUCAUCAAUAUGCAGCCAUACUACGCCAACUCGACCAGCGAUUUUGCCGUCAAGAUCAACAUACCAGGUGCGGGACAAUCUCAUCACGGUUGGGGUUCUUCUUCACAAACCUAUGUCAAGCGUCUAACAGCGCCGUAUGUCAAUUCGAAGAAUGCUACGGAUGUCAAGUGGGCAGGACAGACAUUUGAAGGAGGUGUCCCUAGCGGUAAAGUACAGCAAGAGAUGCUCGCGGCUGAUGGGACAGUCACGGUCAGGGGUAGCGAAGCUGUACUUGUCUUCCUUAAGUAG
Molecule: messenger RNA, 1635 nt
Organism: Recurvomyces mirabilis
Lineage: Eukaryota; Fungi; Ascomycota; Dothideomycetes; Mycosphaerellales; Teratosphaeriaceae
Exons: 1
Coding region: 1-1635 (544 amino acids)
Source: RefSeq, a predicted model, not a curated record